Molecule: messenger RNA, 468 nt
Organism: Rhododendron vialii
Lineage: Eukaryota; Viridiplantae; Streptophyta; Magnoliopsida; Ericales; Ericaceae
Exons: 2
Coding region: 1-468 (155 amino acids)
Source: RefSeq, a predicted model, not a curated record
AUGGAUACCCAACAAGGUAAUGUCCCUAACAAAAAGGCUUCAAGGAGCCAUAGGGUGUGGAGGAAAUCCGAAGAGGAUGCCCUCAUGAAAUGCAUGGUAGCCGAAAUAAGUGACAAAUGGAGCGCGGAUAAUGGGUUUAAACUCGGGUUCUUCACGUUACUUGAGAAAGAGAUGGCGAAGAUCAUGCCGGAGAGCAAUAUUAAGGCCUCCCCCCACAUUAACUCCAAAGUCAAGUAUUGGAGACGAACAUAUGCCAAAAUAUGUGACAUUGUGGGACUUAGUGGGUUUGGGUGGGACCAUGUCAACAAAAGGAUUGACGUGGAUGAUGAUGUGUGGAAAAUCUACGAAGAGGCCAACCCUAAGAAGGUCAAAGAGGUGGGUGGGAAGCGUUUCCCUUAUUUUGAUGAUUGGGAAAUCAUCUUUGGAAAGGAUAGGGCUAAUGGGUGUGGAGCGGAGGCUCCUGCAUAA